Messenger RNA from Botrytis cinerea B05.10, 2590 nucleotides. RefSeq lists its product as hypothetical. The record is from RefSeq and is a predicted model, not a curated record. The transcript is spliced from 5 exons. Bases 736 to 2538 code for a protein of 600 amino acids. NCBI's taxonomy places the organism in Eukaryota, Fungi, Ascomycota, Leotiomycetes, Helotiales, Sclerotiniaceae.
GUGCCUACCUAAUGUUCAUGUCAUGUUCUUACCUCUGCCAUCACCCUCGCAUUUGAACCAAUCACGUUACAGAUAUUUCUAAAUACGACAUUCCUUGUUUCUACCCUUUCUCUCUUCACUCUUCACUCUUCACUCUUCACUCUUCACUCUUCACUCCAAACACACGUUCCGAUGCUUAGGCAGCCAAAUUCUUUUGCAGUUUUGGCCAUCAUCCACGAACCACUAACCACCAGCCAUCAACCAUCAACCAUCAACCAUAUCCGUCUCCAUACCCCAGAGUCCAGGUGAUCCCAAUUUACGUACAUGCAUCGUUACCCGGGUAGACAUGGAAAUGUCAGCUCUCCCAGUGUCUACUUCGUAUCUGGUACCCCUUGAUCUCCUUCAUCGCCUUGAUCUCCUUGAUUGCGAAUUGCCUCCAAGGGAUACCAAGCCCUCAGCCACACCAGCCCUACUUUUGAGAACGAUGAGGCUGCAGAGGUGCCAGUAAUCUUGCCUAGGUAAUUCUGACAGCGGAUGACGGAUGACGCCGUAAAUACAAUUCCCCCCAAGACACCCAUUGCUUUCUUGGCCGAUAAGCUUACUUGGCCUUAAGAACGUCCAACGCUUCUCUCUUCUCUCACAUUUCAUACAAGAGAGAUUUCCAUGCAUCUUGAAUUGCCCUAAGGAUAUCUAAUACUAUCAUUGACUUGAUUGCAAGCCGAUGAAUUCGCCUCGUUCGAAAGUAGACAAAAGGUCAUGCCGGCGAUCCCUUUGACCUCAUUGAAUAACACAAUAGUCAAUAAUAACACCGUCACAAAUGCUACAAGUGAUGUAUUGCAAGUCGUAUGCGCAUGGCCUGUAUCUGGUCAGUAUGGGCCAGGUUCCCGGGUUCUAUACUAUGUUCUCGUAGCAGCAUGUGUUUUUCUUCGGAAACAACAAUGGCUGAAAGAAGCUUGUUUGGCAGCUGCAUUGCUUUUCCCCGCCGUUGCUGCACUUCAUGGAAUAGUCCUUGCAGCUGUCCAUGUGGAUGGUGCGGUUGAUAUGGAUAUAUACGGAGCAUUCCAGCUCUGCUCCAUAGGUAUUUUAGCUGCACCGAUAACUGUAAAGCUAUCACGGACAUACUUUUUUGAAACACCUGGCCGAAAUACCAUCUUUCUAUGGACUGGAUUGAUAUUUGCUGGGUUGUUAAGUUUAACUGUGGAAUUCAUUAGGAUAAGCACAAGUCCUUGCUUAACCGAUGGUGACGGACAUCCAGCCUACUUCACUCUAGGAAAUUUUACCUAUGGCUCAACAUGUGGUCUUACUUGCGAUGUCACCUCUGGCCCUUUCUCCCCGCUGCGUGGCGGCUCAGCGAAUAAUAUCUACGUUAUCCCCGCACCGAACAAACUCACCUUCGACACUGUUACUCUUCUCUCGGCCGCAUGCUGCAUUCCUGCUAUACUCUCACUUGUGUCUAUGUGGAAUAAAAUCCGUGAGACGAACUGGAACAAUCGUUUUGGCCAUAAGGAAGAACGGAUCGAUGCGCCGAUCGAGGGCACCAAUAAUGCAACUGUUGGGAAAAUGAAAGAGGUCAACAGCUUGAUUAGGUUCUUCCUAAGCGCUAUCGAAGUUCCCGUAUUCGUAGGCGCGGUGCUGGCUAUUCUUAUUCUUGGUGAGAGGAACUUUUUCAGCCAACAAGUCGCAUAUCAAACUGAGCCCAUAGCAACUAUCGGUCAAUGGGCACCCAUUGUCGGCACUGGACUAGCAGUUUUCGGGUCCUUGUACCGUCUCUUCGCAGCAAAUAUGGAAGCAGACGAAGAGGAAGUAUAUCAAAAUACUUCAAAAGAUCUCGAACUCCAAAAGCGGGGAAUUGGUCUCGGCAUAACCUCAGAGUCAUCGCCAUGUCCCUCUCUGGGUGCCAUUGAAGUGGUGCGCCAAAGUCUUUCGAAUAGUAGCGGAAGAUCUUCUCACGAGAUAGAGCAUCACGAAAUAGCUCAGACUUCAAGUAACCAGCCUUCACUUGGCCUAACCAAACCGUCAUCCGACGUGGGAAACAGACGGAAAGUAGCCAAUGUUUUGACCGCAAUCGGUAAAUACGUCGGUACUCCGGCAGAAUUUCGUCUAAACGACUCCGAAUUCAGACAUGGAAGGGCUGAUGACUUUCCAGAAAUUCCUGGAGAAGAUCAACGAAAUCCAAAUCUUCAGAGUAUUAGGAAAAUGUAUAAUCAACCCCGCGAUUCCGAUGGAAAUAUCACCCCCAUUUCGCGUCCUUCUCGAGCACCUAGCAUAGAUGGUAGUAUUAUCUCAGGGCUUGACAUUGAGUGUGGCACAGGGACUGCCGAACCCUCGUCACCUCGGUCGCCAACUUCCCAAUUCUCUCCUUCGCCAGCAAACGGUGAUAAGCCAAGGGCACGCCGAGAUACCCUCGAAGUUCCCUCACAGGUUCAUCACAAUCUUACACGAUAUGACACCUCAAGGUCUGAGGGUCAGACCUCGCCUCUCAUUGUAGUUUCGUCCGAAACUAUAGUUAUACCUUCUCUAAUACAUACACCUCCUCCGAAGUCUCCCGCACCACCUUGACCCCUUAAGCGAACCGAGGAAAUACACAAAUGAAAAUCUCGGACGCCUUCCA